AUGGAACACAGAGCAUCAAUACUCUGGAUAGUGCUGCUCUCGCUGCUAGGCCGGGCGCUCACCUACCAGGAGAAGGCGUCGCUGCAGCCAAGCCAGGGCCAGGCGCGCGGCGAGAACUUGCAGCAGACACAACAGCAGGUCCUGGGUGGCAGGGGCAGUGGCAGCGGCAGCGUUGGCGUUGAUACAGAUACGGUGGGAUCGACACGUAACAUCGAAGAUCAUCUGUUGACAUCGAUGGGUAAGGCUGGCUUCAAACACUUCGUGGGCUCCAGCUCGACGACUACAGCCAAACCGCCAGUACAACAUCAACACCAUUACUAUUAUACUUCAGAGGGCAGCGAGCAUCCUCGCCAGCACGGGCCAGUAUUACCGCCAGGAGUUUAUCCGUGGCCCGGUUAUCCUCAAGUACCACCGCAGCGUCCCUGGGCGCCGCCCUAUAAUCCUUGGCCCUAUGGCUGGGGUCAUUGGGGUGGUGGUGGUGGUGGUGGAGGCUAUCCAUGGUAUCGCUCCACGGAAAACGAAGAACUCGACGAGAACGCAGUGCAGCCAGAGCUCGCACCACGCUCCAUUCCCGGCAGCUAUCAGGCACGCGUCUUGGCCUCCACGAGCAACCUCGUCGCUGGCAAGUCCAACAACAAUGUUUGGCCGCUCUAUCACCUGCUCAAUGUGGCCCGGGUCUAG
This is a messenger RNA of Drosophila novamexicana, 681 nucleotides long. RefSeq lists its product as uncharacterized. Bases 1 to 681 code for a protein of 226 amino acids. The record is from RefSeq and is a predicted model, not a curated record. The transcript is spliced from 3 exons. Lineage: Eukaryota; Metazoa; Arthropoda; Insecta; Diptera; Drosophilidae.